CGUAAACCACAUCACAUUCCCGUUGCCUAUUAUAACGCCGACCCAAACGCCAAACUGUCGCAACUCUUUCUCGAUUCCAUAGAACCCUAUUAUCUAAGUCUUCACGAAUAUGGAGACAAUGAGACGGCUGUGAAUAGUGUGAGGGAUGGCAUCAAUACAUUAGCGCUCAUAUUUAAGCAAAACUUUUCUCAAACAUUUGCACUCCGAUUGACAGACCUCUACGACAUGACUGACGAUGAAUUGGACGCGAGUCAAGUGAAGGUCUACGCGGACUUCUCUGAUAGUAUUGUCGGCAAUAAUGUCUAUAAUAGUCUGUUGAGAGCUUUUGAGAUAUUUCUAAAACAUUUGGGUCCCACAUAUGGUCAAAAUCUGUAUCGGUACUUUUUCCCGGUCACUAUCGAGCCGGCUAUUUACGGGUCUACCGACUUAAACUUGAAUGUAUUUCUAACACCUGGUUUGAUGAUGGCCCUAGCACAUUUACUACCCAUGAUUGUGUCAGCCAUGCAAAUCAUUACUGAUAGGAAGAACUCCAGUAUGGAGAGAGUAUUGGUGGCUGGCGUUAAACCCAUGGAAUUCUUUAUCUCACAUACUAUCGAAAAUGUUACUCUCAUUACAACACAAGUGCUUUUUUCGAUGGCGAUUGCGUUUAUUGCCUUAAAUAUGGAGCAAUUGGGCAGUUAUGUUGAGGUUUACCUCUUUUUCCUAUUACAAGGCCUACAAGGGAUGGCUAUCGGCUUAUUAGUAGCACUUCUUCUCUCUGAUGAAGUUUCUGUCGGGGCUUACUCUCAAAAGACAACUACUGUAGAUUGGGUUGACUGGUCUAAUGCUGCCCAUAUGGAUAGUGUCUGGUGUGAUUUGGCCCAUACAGUCAAUUCCCUAUUAUUUCCGGUAUCUCUCAGACUUAAGUCCAAUUACUCAACCACUGGAGGCUUUGCGGGCAGUUAUGUUGAGGGGCUGGACGUAUGAGAACCCUCUUGUUCUCAAUGGAUAUAUUAUCACAACUUUAUAUACCGUUUGCAUCAGUGGUCUAAAUAUGAUUUUAUUUCAAUUUUAUUCCGACAAAGCGCUCUCUUUACAUUUGUAUUAAUCUAAAUUUUAUCAAGUAUUUAAAUUCUACCACUUAAUAACC
Messenger RNA from Medioppia subpectinata, 1129 nucleotides. Lineage: Eukaryota; Metazoa; Arthropoda; Arachnida; Sarcoptiformes; Oppiidae. The record is from the annotation of a GenBank genome assembly.